This is a messenger RNA of Saccostrea echinata, 1389 nucleotides long. RefSeq lists its product as uncharacterized. The record is from RefSeq and is a predicted model, not a curated record. The coding region runs from base 184 to 1374 and encodes 396 amino acids. Lineage: Eukaryota; Metazoa; Mollusca; Bivalvia; Ostreida; Ostreidae. The transcript has 6 exons.
AACAAGUCAAUUCAUGAGAUGUUCAUCAGAAUUUAACCUGAAAUGUUCACGAGCUCGUUGCUUUAAAAAACACUGUGCAUCUCACCCAUGAAAGAGGACCAUGAAUUGAAUUAGGUUGGAAUUUACCAAGAUAAAUUUAGUCCAUAAAUUUAGGGGGAUUUAAACAAGCAAUAGAAGAGGAGAAUGGCGUCAGAGAGUUCUCCUAGUUCUUCUACAUGUACUAGUGUGGAUGAAUUCGAUGAAUCUUCUGGUCAUUUGGAAUUUCGGAAGCGGAAAACCAAGGACGACUCUUAUGGAAGAGAUUUUAAAAUAGCAAGAGGUUCACAAUCUAAAGGAGAAAGUGUCUCCAAUUGGAAGAUCCAUAAAUUGGAUAAACUUGGUUUGUCAUACAAAAAUCACACAUCAAACUUCCAAGACUUCUUUAAAGUAGUAAAAAAAUUUGGUUUUGGUCCCCUCUCUGAAGAAAAGAAAAGCAUUUUAGAGUCUCUAACGGAAUUGAUUAAAAAAGCAAUGUCAAAGACGUCCUUUAACAUAAGACGAAAGGAGAAUGCUGAAUAUUGUAAAGGAGAGCUGAAGAGUUGCAUUGAGGUGACAGAAGAGAUAAAACCAUUGUGGGACAACCUUGUAACUGAAGGGAAAUUAACUUGGUAUCACACACAGAUAUUGGUACAUCUUCUGAACUUUUAUGAACAGUUUACUCUAUUUCUUCGUACAAGAUGUGUCGCAAACACUUGCCCUCCAGUGGAAGCAAACUAUACUGCUUUACUUGCAUCUUUUGUGGAAAUCUUUCUACUGAGAGCAAAACAAGGAGGUGAAUUUAAGAGUAUUGUGAACAUAAAUGGUGUACCUACAUCUGCAGCUCCUGCUUUACGUCUUGUUAAUGUGGGCAGUUUGCAGGACAUUGAAAGAAACCUGUGUCUGUGUGUCAUUGCUGUGGUUGAGGUGAAAAGGACAGCCAAACGAAGUGGAUCUUCAGAAAAAUUUGACAUUCAUUCUGCACUUUGGGAUGAUGUUCUUGCACAGCAUGCUGGUGAACUACUGCUUGAAUAUCAAAAUACACAAUAUGCCAGCAAAGAUUGUGAUACCAAAGUGAUAUUGGGAUUCAUUUGCUUGGAAACAACGCUUAUUUUCACUUGGUUGGAGCUUAGUGACAUCCAUUAUGCAGACAUUAAAGAGGGCAACUUGUUACAGGAUGACAGUAAAGAUGAGGAUGAAAAGGAAAUAAAAGACAAGAAAGAGAGUGGAAAAAUAUCAUAUACUAAACCAUAUGAUUAUCUUUUGAAGGAAGAUAGAGAACAGAUCCUUGAUUUUUUGUAUGAAUUGGCAUUUCAAUCAGAAGAAAGAUUUUCUGCUAGCAAAAAAAGAAAAUCUUAGUUUUAAACUUAUAUA